GCCAGAGCUUGAGAGAACUUAAUGGAGAGUAUUAUGAAGGCAUAGCUGAAUAAUUGGAUGAUGGAAAGCUGUGCAUGCAUGCAUGUAGCAGAGAUAGUGGUGUGGGUCCAUUAAUGGCAAAAUAUUUCUACAGAAAAAGCCAAAGUUGGUGAGGGCUAGCUUUUUACAAACAAAGCGUGUGGGGUCCAUUAAUCCCACCAUGGGGAAUACCAGAAUUGACAUUGUUGCUAUCCUCAAUCAUCAAACUUCUGUUGCUUAUUUUGACCCUUUACCAUUCAUUCCCUUUUGUUAGAACAGGAGAAAGAGGAGCAUCCUUAAUCUGAAGUGGAAAAUUUUCUCAUUUCCGGAUCAGCAGACUUAUAAGGUUUAAGCAACAAAUUUCGAAAUCUAAAUCAACCAUCUGAAAAACACACUUGCAUGGAACAAGUUAACCAAAGGAGUCAAAAUCAUGAUUCUACCAGAUUACAAGAAUGGGAUCCAAAAGCUAUACUGAAAAGUAUGUCUUUUCUUGAACAAAAGAUUCAUCAACUGAAGGAGCUGGUGCAUUUAAUUGUUGACCACAAAAGUCUAGCUAAGAUUCAGGGAAGUGACCUUUCAAUUCAGCAACAACAGCUAAUAACAGCUGAUCUUACCUCUAUUAUUGUUCAAUUGAUAUCAACUGCAGGAAGCCUUCUUCCAACCGUGAAGCAUCAUCAUUCACGUUCCUCCGCUAACCCAACUACGAAGCAACUCGGGCAGUUUGGUAGUGUCGUAGUUCCUUCUGAAACAGAUUGUGGCAUUGAACAAAAUUAUGCUGUUGAUGAACAUGAGGCGAAGGAUGAAGAUGAAUCCCAUGAGGAAGAGAACCUUCCUCCUGGUUCCUACGAGAUUCUGCAGCUGGAGAAAGAGGAAAUUCUUGCACCUCAUGCUCACUUUUGCACAAUUUGUGGGAAGGGAUUUAAGAGAGAUGCCAACUUGCGGAUGCACAUGAGGGGUCAUGGGGAUGAGUACAAAACUCCAGCUGCUCUUGCAAAGCCUCAAAAGGAACCUAGCUCUGGGACGACGCUUAUUAAAAGGUAUUCCUGUCCUUGUGUUGGUUGCAAGCGCAACAAAGAGCAUAAAAAGUUUCAGCCACUAAAGACUAUCUUAUGUGUGAAAAACCAUUACCGAAGAACCCACUGUGAGAAAAGAUAUGCUUGUAGGACGUGCAAUGUGAAGAAAUUUUCAGUUAUUGCAGAUCUUAGAACACAUGAGAAGCAUUGUGGUAAAGAUAAAUGGCUUUGUUCUUGUGGGACAACAUUUUCCAGGAAAGAUAAGCUUUUCGGACACAUUUCCCUUUUCCAAGGACACACACCUGCAAUUCCUGUAGAUGAAACCAGAGGUUUUGCUGGGACAUCUGAUCAAGGCCAAACCGCUGAAGCAACUGUAGAGGCUGGAAAAAUAGGUUUUGAGGCAAAUGUUCAGAAUGGCAGUGGGCUUCAAACAAAUACUAUGAAUGUAAAAGGGGCUGCAGAUAAUCCUGGCAGUUAUUUCUCACCUUUGAACUCUGAAAUUAGCAAGCUUAGCGAACUCCAGGAGUUUCUCCGACCACCAUUUGAGGACCAGGAAAACUCAUUAUUUUUUCUGCUGUAGGGUUCAUGUAAUUACCCUCAGAAGGCUGGGAAAAUAUGGGUUUUAUAGAACUGGAAUAGCUCAAGUGAAUUUGUCUUUGAUUUGAUAUAGCAGUCUGUUUUCUUGCUAUGUUAGUUCUUGGGAAUAAAUGAUGUUUUCUCUUAGUA
Messenger RNA from Lycium barbarum (goji berry), 1757 nucleotides. RefSeq names its product protein SENSITIVE TO PROTON RHIZOTOXICITY 1-like. The record is from RefSeq and is a predicted model, not a curated record. Gene Ontology annotation, biological process: response to aluminum ion; response to acidic pH. NCBI's taxonomy places the organism in Eukaryota, Viridiplantae, Streptophyta, Magnoliopsida, Solanales, Solanaceae. The transcript has 3 exons. The coding region runs from base 418 to 1611 and encodes 397 amino acids.